Molecule: messenger RNA, 663 nt
Organism: Nipponia nippon (crested ibis)
Lineage: Eukaryota; Metazoa; Chordata; Aves; Pelecaniformes; Threskiornithidae
Source: RefSeq, a predicted model, not a curated record
AUGCACUCUGAAAGGAGAAGAACAGCACAAAGGCUAAACGAGCAGCAAAGACGCAUCUGCGAUCGGCAGGAGCCCGCGGCCAAGCAGGACCACCACCCCGAGCCCCCCCAGGACCCCAUGCAGUUAACGACUCCGCAACGUGUCUGUCACCAUGCACUGAACCCCGCAAAGCGCCCGCACGCCCCGAGGGCCGCAGGGCUCAGUGCACAGACCACCAUCCUCUACAAGCUGAAGCUGGGUGAGAUCGUCACCACCAUCCCCACCAUCGGGUUCAACGUGGAGACGGUGGAGUACAAGAACAUUUGCUUCACCGUCUGGGACGUGGGCGGCCAGGACAAGAUCCGACCCCUCUGGCGGCACUACUUCCAGAACACCCAGGGUCUCAUCUUCGUGGUGGACAGCAAUGACCGAGAGCGAGUGCAGGAGUCUGCCGACGAGCUGCAGAAGAUGCUGCAGGAGGACGAGCUGCGGGAUGCCGUCUUGCUGGUGUUUGCCAACAAGCAGGACAUGCCCAACGCCAUGGCGGUGAGCGAGCUGACCGACAAGCUGGGGCUGCAGACGCUGCGCAGCAGGACCUGGUACGUGCAGGCAACGUGUGCGACCCAGGGCACGGGGCUCUACGACGGGCUGGACUGGCUAUCGCACGAGCUCUCCAAGCGCUAG